Molecule: messenger RNA, 684 nt
Organism: Punctularia strigosozonata HHB-11173 SS5
Lineage: Eukaryota; Fungi; Basidiomycota; Agaricomycetes; Corticiales; Punctulariaceae
Exons: 4
Coding region: 1-684 (227 amino acids)
Molecular function (GO): nucleic acid binding
Source: RefSeq, a predicted model, not a curated record
AUGAGCACGGUAUGGAAGGCGGGGACCAAGGCUGCCCAGGCUGCCCCCCUCUCUAAAGCAGCCAGGUUACAUAUACAGCUCCGGGACCUACCCCGGUCUGCCCUCCCUUCGGACAUAAGACGAGUGAUUAAUAAGGCCAAGGUCGAGAAUGUUGCCGAUGUCACGUUGGACUACAAGAAAUUCGUGCCCACGGGGCGCGCCUACCUUACCAUGACCCACCCGGACUUCACGGAAUCCAACAUCCGAAAGCUCCACGGCCUUACGCUCACGUCCAUUCCUGUCACCGUUUUUACCUGCGAUCCUCCUCCCGGGGAUGCGCGGCCAAGCAGGAGCCGCGGUGUGCAGGGUCGCGCGGAGGCGGAGGAACGGGGGGUCAUCACAGGGAACGGGCCCAACGGCGGUAUCACGGGGAGGGGCAAGACGGUUGCGCUAUGGGGCCUACCUUGGAAGAUUACGUCGGAGCAGGUGAAGCUCAACCUGAAGGGCUUCCAGUUCGCGGCGAGUGGGGACGAGGUGUACAAGCUCGACAAGGCUGGCAUAGAGAAUCACUCGCAGUCGCGACAUAUUGUCCGCCUUGCGUCUGCUUCGGAGGCGCAUCGGCUCGUCAGACGGUUGCAUCUCACGUACUGGAGCAAGGAGAUGUACGGGACUAAGUUUCUCGUUCGGGCACGCGUAAUAUACUAA